CCCGUGUACAUUGACACCUAUGUAUAUUUUCCAACAGUUUUACACGACACUGCCACACACACACACACACACCGCUCACUCACACCCAGCGCAAGCAACCCAGAGAUAGACGGGGGUGGCCGAGCUCGUUUCUGACAAAGACAGCCACCCAGCACACACACACACACACACACACAAGCCAUGUCGAGGGCACCGAAGCUCCCCAGCUUCAUCGCCAGCCAUUUGCAGGGCGCAAACGUGCCCCCUGGCGCAAGCAAGGAGUUUUGUAACCUGAUCAAGGCGAUUGGCGAGAGUGGAACCAACCAUGAAGAGACACGCAUCAUCGCCAAGGAGGCAAAAGUGUUGGAAGAGCGACUGCGCCAACCCAACAUCACAAAGAAACAAAUGAAAGAGUACCUGAUUCGUUUGUUGUACUGCGAGAUGUUGGGGAAGGAGGUUUCGUUCGGAUACAUCCACGCCGUGAAAUUCACCCAGCACUCCUCCCUCCUGGAGAAGCGCGUGGGCUACCUGGCCGUGAGCUUGCUUCUUCACGAGGACCACGAGCUCAUCUACCUCCUCGUCAACACCAUCCAACGCGAUCUCCAGUCCACCAACAUUGUCGAAAUCUGCAUGGCUCUUACCGUGGUGUGCAAGCUGAUCAACGCAGAAAUGAUCCCAGCUGUCCUGCAAUACGUUGUGCCAGCGCUCGGCCACUCCCGUGAGAUUGUCAGGAAGAAGGCUGUCCUCGCACUGCACCGCUUCUACCAACGUUCCCCAAGCAGCAUCACACACCUCAUGCCAAAGAUUCGCCGCGCCCUCUACGACCAGGAUCCUGGUGUGAUGGCAGCAUCGCUCAACCUGUUUUACGACAUGAUUGUGGACGACGCCAGCAAGAACAAGGACCUCGUCCCCAGUUUUGUGUCUGUCCUGAAGCAGGUCGUUGAGCACCGGCUGCCCAAGGACUUUGACUAUCACAAAGUGCCUGCGCCUUGGAUGCAGAUCAAGCUUCUCAAGAUCCUGGCCCUGCUUGGCAAGGACGACCGCGCUGCCUCCGAGUCCAUGUACGAGGUGCUUCGCGAUUGUCUCCGCCGCGCAGACAUCCAGAGCAGCGCCGCAUACGCUGUGCUAUACCAGUGUGUGCUAACAUGCACCCAGAUUUACCCAAGCUCACAGCUGGUUGAGCUGGCUGCAAAGAGUGUUGGCCGCUUCCUGCGCACGGACAACAACAACCUCAAGUACCUCGGCAUCACCGCGCUGGCCUCUGUUGUUUCCGUGAACCCGUCGUAUGCGUCACCACACAAGGCGCUUGUGAUUGAGUGCCUGGAUGAUCCCGACGAGACCCUGAAGCGGAAAACGCUCGAUCUCCUCUGCAAGAUGACAAACCCUGCAAACGUCAAAGUCAUUGUCGAAAAGCUCCUUGGGUAUCUGAAAUCCACGGUGGACACAUACCUCCGCAAGGAUCUCGUCCCGCGCAUCAUCGAGCUGGCGGAGCGCUAUGCACCAGACAAUGUCUGGUAUGUCGAGACGAUCAACACGCUGUUCCAGACUGCCGGUGACUUGGUGCAUGACCGCAUUGCGCACAACCUGAUGCGGCUGAUCGCGGAGGGCACAGAGGACGAUGAGCUGGAUGCUGAGCUGCGCGUGUUUGCCACGGAGAGCUACAUUGAGCUGCUUGAAGAGCCCUCUUUGCCCGACGUCCUUGUGCAGACCAUGGCGUGGGUCGUCGGCGAGUACGCGUAUUUGGCUGAGGACUAUGACCAGGAGAUUGUGCUGCAGCUCGUCUGUGACCUGCUCAACCGCACGUACGAUGACGAGGCCACCACCAAAGGCUGGAUCAUCACCGCCAUUGCCAAGCUCGUUGCCCAGACGGGUCUGUUUCCCAACGCCGUGCGCGACCAGCUGCAAGUUUGGCUGUCCAGCGUGUCCAGUGACAUCCAGCAGCGCUGCGCCGAGGUGCUCGCGCUGGUGCAGAACGGAAGCCUCAUGCGCGAGGUGCUGCCCAUUGACGCCAGCUGUGAGGACAUUGAGGUUGACGAGGACUUGUCCUUCCUCGACUCGGUCGUCCAGACCGCGCUGCAGAACGGCGCCCGUCCCUAUGAGGCGCACGACAUCAACAUUCGCAAGGAGCAGCCCGCCCACACCACAGAGAGCACCAACGUGGCGUCCACCUUCAACUUUGAGCCGUACGAGGCGCCGCAAGACCCGGACCAGGCAUCCUCGUCUGCGGCCUUCAACCAGUCCAUCUUCUCCAACGCGCAAGCUGAUCCGGUGUUGUCGCAGCUGCCCAGCCACCGCGGCGCAGGCGAUGCCUCCAGCACAGGCACGGGCAGAACAACCCCCACGGAUGCGUCAUCCACAGCUGCCAAGCCCUCGGCUGCCUCAGCACUGCAGGUCAAGGCCCGAAGAUGGGGGCGUGGUGGUGAUUUGGUCAAGAAACAACAGCAGCAGGCGGCCCAGGAGCAACCAUCGACCACAGAGGCAGCCGAAGGCGCCAGCCACCAGCAGCAACAACAACAACAGGAAGACCAGCAGCAACAGCAGCGACAAGAGGAAGAGGAUCGGCGACGCCGCGAGGAGGAGGCAGCAGCCAAGCGCCAGGCCCAGCAGCGUGCUGCGUCACGACCCAUGGACGAGGAGAAGCGGCAACUGGCGGACUCCAUCUUCGUCUCUGCAGACAAUGCACCCGUGUCGCCGCGCACCGCAAGGAGGUCGAGGGCGAAGAAAAGCCGGGCCGCGCGUGGCGCCAGGAGACGUGAUGGCGGUGCCAGCACGGCAGCCAGGUCGGCAGCUCCCGUAGGCGACCUCCUGUCAUUGGAUGAUGAGCCACAGCAGCAGCAGCAGCAGCCAUCUGCUGGUGAUGACUUGAUGGGGUUGGAUCUUUUGGGUGAUUCCCAACCCGCAGUCACGUCGACAACCACAGCGUCCCAUGCCCAACAGCAGGACGCAGCCGGCGACCUGCUCGGCGACUUUUUUGGGUCAUCAACAACAACAACUGCGCCCAGUGCCACCACGAGCUCGUCGCCUCCCCCGCCAUCAUACGACAACUUCAUGUCCAGCAGCUUGCCUGUUUCUAACGCUCAAGAGCAGCAGCAGCAGCAGACAUCCGGCCAGGAUUUGUUGGGCGGGCUGGAUGAUGAUUUUGGCCUGGGCGGCCUGAGCAUGUCCUCCUCCUCAUCCCAGCAGCAACAGCCACAGUACGCCAGCUCGAGCACCAACGGUGGUGGCGGCGGCAUGGAUCUGCUGUCCCUUGGCGGAUUUGGCGAGUCAUCGACCGAUUCGACUGGUGGCGGUGAUGGAGGCCUGCUCAUGCCGAGCAACUCGGCAGAGGCCACGACCAGCGCAUCCACGGCGGGCGGCGAUGGUGCCGAGGACGGCAUUCCCGGCACGCUGCUGGUGAAGGACGACAACUUUGUUGUGUCGUACGUGAAGGAGCAGGCCGAUGACUGCGUGCACGUGGAUGUGCAUGUGAAGAACAUGACGAGCCACGUGUCGUCGGGGCUUGUGACGAAGCUCGACGGCUCACGCGGGCUCGACCGUGUUGACGCACACAAGUUGGAGACCAAGUUUGGCAUGAAGACGAGCGCCGGCGGCAGCGCCACUCAGCGUACGUCGUGGAUUGCAGCGAGCAUUAGUGCUGGCAUGUCCAUCCAGGGGCAGACGACGUAUCUGCAAGGCGGUGCGACGCGCACGCUGCGCUUCAAGAUUCCGCUGAGUCCGCCCGACUUUUUGCGCCCAUUGUCGCUCAGCACGGAGGAGUUUGGUGCCAUGUGGCAGUCGCAGUGCACGGCCGAGCGUGCGCAGAUGAUUACGUCCUCCCCUGUGACAACGGUGGACGACCUCUCGUCGAGUGCGCUUGAGACACUGCACCUCUCGACUGUUGCCAUCAUUGGUGCCGAAGUCAUUAUGGCCGGACAGCUGCUUAACAAUUCGGACCGCGUGUGCCUGAUUCACUGGCGUGUCGACGCACCUACGCUGCAUGCUGCCGUUCGCACCAAGUCCAUGCCAUUUACGGAGGCUGUGCUGCAAGUGGUUGUGUCAUCCUUCCGGUCGUGAUACCGGUGUUGGGUGGUCAUUGACUGCGUCGUCGGACUCGCUCGACUGCAAGCGUCUCGCUGGCCCCAUCAUGGCUGUGUCAGUGUCAAGUUAGGAAAGAUGAUGUGCUGUUUGUCGGCUUACAUGUGACGCGUGGUGUCUCCUCUCCUUCCCCCCCCCUUCCUCCUUUCCUCCUUUCCCCCCUCGUUAUUCUCCUUGUUCUUUUCUGUUCCCUUGCCCCUGUCCUGCGUUCCUUAGUGUCGCCAUGUUCAUACCCCCCCCCCCUCUCUCUCUCUCCCUCCUCGCUCAGC
This is a messenger RNA of Salpingoeca rosetta, 4322 nucleotides long. RefSeq lists its product as uncharacterized. Gene Ontology annotation, molecular function: cargo adaptor activity. The transcript is spliced from 10 exons. Lineage: Eukaryota; Choanoflagellata; Craspedida; Salpingoecidae. Gene Ontology annotation, biological process: receptor-mediated endocytosis; intracellular protein transport. Gene Ontology annotation, cellular component: AP-4 adaptor complex; membrane coat. The coding region runs from base 181 to 4032 and encodes 1283 amino acids. The record is from RefSeq and is a predicted model, not a curated record.